AUGAAGAUAAUGACCGCCACUCACACCACCGAUGAUAACACGUGUCCACACAAUCAGCCCAACAGUGAUAACACGCACGAUUUGUGCCCUGUUUUGGACGUAACCUCUUGGGAUCAGCUAUUGGUGACAGCGAUGGACAACGAAACGGGUCGUAAGAUAGCGCUGGCGGGCGCUCUGAUGGCCGGAAUCGCGUACUUCGGACUAUCGAUACUCCGCGAUAUCUUCACCGACAACCACGCGAAUAGUGUCACCAAAAACACUGAUAAUAAUAACCACUCGAAGAAUCGCAAACGACAUGUAAGCGAUGGUACGGACAUCCAGACCGCGAGCGUAGGCUACGAGCCGUUGAGUCACACGUCGAGUCAAACGGAUCUGACUCUACCGGUAGGUCUGCGGCAACGGUCCGCAGCCUUCGGUGAUAUUCCUCCGGAGCUGUGGAGUCCGUGGGCUAAGAGUAUUCAGGAGCGGAUCCGUGAGCUUAACAUGCGUUUAGUGAACACAACGAACUUCCAGUUCAAGCACUCGAUGUCUAACAGAAACCACUAUUUGAUGCCAAACAACACGAAGACAUCGAUUAGUUGCGGAAAUACACCGAAACGCCACUUGAGUGGCAGUCAGAGUCCGGAACCAUUGGCAAUGAACGGAUCCCGAGAGCGUCUGUACCGGUCGGUCGAGUGUCUGGACGCCAAUCACGUGGAGACCAAUGGCCUGAUGUCCGGCAAUAGUUGUGUGGGUCUUAAGCGGGCCAUAGAUAUGGCGCUUCCAUCGGAGACAGAGAUCUUAAUUCAUAAGCGAAUUCUCGACAAACUGUUUGGCAAAUCGACGCCCAAUUUGUCACAACAAGACGCCAAAAGUCUUACCGUUUUACUCAUGAGUAGAGACGAAGAUCUGAUGAUCAAAACAUUGUCAGUGAUCGCCAAUUGUUGCGCGUUUUCAGUCAAUAUUGACACGAUAUGUGAUUCCGGAUGUAUUCUCUUGUUAUAUGAGCUACUGUUCCACAAGGAUAGGGCCGUACAGACUGCGGCCACCAAUGCCAUCGCCAAUAUAGCUAAUGGCGAAAGGGCUCAGGAGUUGCUUAAAGAAUGCAUUCCAGUGUUAGUGAAUUGGGUGAAGACUUCCGACAACGACCUGCUGACCAAUUGGACGCUCAGAGCGUUGGCUAAUCUGGCGCUCCGGGACAGCAACCAAAUCCUUAUGACCGCAGCUAUAGAUAAACUGAUGGCUCUCCUGAUGCACCCGAACCCUGCCAUUAGACUGCAGUCCAUCAAACUGUUGGUCAAUCUCUCCACUAACUCACAACUUGUGCCCUAUUUGUUGGCCGCAAAGGUAUGACUAUUACAUGGACUAUGUUUCCGGAGAAGUCA
Oppiella nova is the source of this 1364-nucleotide messenger RNA. NCBI's taxonomy places the organism in Eukaryota, Metazoa, Arthropoda, Arachnida, Sarcoptiformes, Oppiidae. The record is from the annotation of a GenBank genome assembly.